GAGACUGGAUUUUAAUUGACUUUCUCUUGUCAGUUGACAAAUGACUUGGCUGUUCAUCUCAAAAAGAGUUGCUCUACUUUCAUCAGAGCAUCUGUGAGGACGUCUGCAGAAAUCUCCAAUGAUGGGCUACAACUACACCCACACUGUCUUCUCUGGAGAGCAGCUCAUCUAUGCUAUCACCAUACCACUGUCAACCUCCAUCAUCCUAGCUAAUCUCCUAAUCAUCUUGGGCAUUGCUUGGAACCGCCAGCUCCACAACACUCCCAACUACUUCUUCCUCAGUCUAUUAGUAGCUGACAUGUGCACAGGCGUGGCUCUACCUUUUAUACCAUUAAUGGGACUGAACCGAGAGCUGACCUUUAGUUCCUGUCUGGUGGCACACGUUUUUCCAAAUUUUCUGUUCCUGGCGUUCCUUUUCAACCUGGUGAUGGUUCACUAUGAGCGAUAUAUUUACAUCCUUGACCCUCUGCAUUAUGGUAAUCUGUGGAUGCAUCGUAAUUUUCCUCUAGCAUUGCUCAUAGUGUGGGCACCACCACUUCUGUAUGCAUCACUCCCUGCUUUUGGGUGGAAUAACUGGUCAGGGCCAGACUGGAAUGGUUGUUGUGAAAGUAGCCAAAGUAUAGUUCCUUUGUCAAACUGUUCAAUGAAUGUGACCACCUGCUGCUCAUACAGACGAGUGUUCCCCAAUGCUUUUAUCUACUUGGAGGUGUAUGGUCUUGUCUUGCCUGCUAUUCUGACGAUUGCUGGUAUGACUGGUCAUGUCCUCUGGAUCACCCGAGGUCAACUCAAGGAUAUCUGUCGCCUCCAUCGUUCAGUGGAGCGUGGAAGUCAGGCCUCAGACCAUGAGCAGAGGCUAAACCUGCGAUACACUCGCUGUGUGGUAGCAGUGUCACUGACAUUUCUUGCAUGCUGGGUACCCUACCUCAUUUACAUGCAUGUCUGCAUUGCGUUCCUGAUCAGUGACACCAAGUGGAGCUCCACCACUCACAUCAUACUGUCGUGCACUGGUAUCGGUAGCAUGGCUGUGGUGCCUUUAGUUCUUGGUCUAGCCAAUAGGCAGUACACAGAACCUGCUUACAAACUUCUACAGAAACUCAGAGACAGGUGGAGACGAAGGACAAGGGACUCUAAUGAAGCUGCUGUCUAAAGAAAUACUAAUAUGAAUAUUUAUGAACUUGUAAGAAAUUAUACUAGUGUGGACCAAGGCUGUACAGGAGGGAGCAGAGCUACAGAUUCCCUCAUAACUAAUUUAUUCGUCAUUCUACUGAAUUGGUGCACACUGCUUCCCCAUAACCAAAGAACUAAUUUACAGAGUAUUUAAAGCUAUAUUUAAAUUCUUCUGCAUCUAUGCAUCUUUGUUCUUGUUUCCAGCUUUUAGAAAAUCUAACCCGUCACGUAGUUUUGGCUACU
Messenger RNA from Sphaeramia orbicularis (orbiculate cardinalfish), 1410 nucleotides. Its product is annotated as G-protein coupled bile acid receptor 1-like. Lineage: Eukaryota; Metazoa; Chordata; Actinopteri; Kurtiformes; Apogonidae. Gene Ontology annotation, cellular component: membrane. The transcript has 2 exons. Gene Ontology annotation, biological process: G protein-coupled receptor signaling pathway. Bases 119 to 1147 code for a protein of 342 amino acids. Gene Ontology annotation, molecular function: G protein-coupled receptor activity. The record is from RefSeq and is a predicted model, not a curated record.